AUGAGUCAAAAGAAAGCCUUCAAUUACACCUACUAUCAAAACUCAUCUUGUUCUCACUUAAUCAAGCACUUGCUGAAAAGUAAAAAACAAGUGCUGUGUUGUGUUGUGUGUGCAUUUUUAUUUAACAGCUAUAACGUGUUUUUUGGAUCGUCAGACGCUGAUGGCGCCCACGCGGUGAUGGCGAUCGGCGCAUGCGCAGUCGCGCUGUGCGCGGUGCUGCUGGCCAGCGCUGCAGCUUACACCGUCGACUGCAACCACGAAUACACCGACUGCGAUACAGAAUUAAGUAAAUUGAUGAGUGAAGAUGACGAAGGACAGGCGGGAACGCAACCACCAUUUAUCGAAGUACGUCCAAGUACUACCACUUUACAACCGACGAGAUCAACGACAACGGAAAAAGUGCCAGACAAAACUACUGAAGUCUCUACAACAGAGCAGAAUGAAGUUACAGAAAGUAUAGUCAAACCUAAACCUAGAGUACUUAAUUUAAACGUAGAUGAGUUACAAAAUUUCGCCAAUGCAUUACAUAAUCAAACAAAUCAAAGAGCACCAAAGAAGAACAUAGGUGAUUUAAGUGAUGUCAAUAUGGACGAAGAAGAUGAUGAACCCAAAUUGUCAGACCAAGAGCAUAAAAGGAAACAGAUGUCCGAUAAAUUCUAUUCGAAUCUCCAAGCACCAUUUAAUCCUAUGAUGAGUAUAGAUAAAUCGGAUGAAAUCGAAACUUGCAAGGAGAACGAAAUAACUUACAAGCUCGGAGAGAAAAUGGAUAGAGGCUGCGAGGAGACGUGCGAGUGUGCCCCCGGUGGUGUAUUUGAAUGUUCGCCGAGGUGCAAACACCCGUACAUUCGGCGCGGACGACGUCUCAACGAUCCUUUGUGCUUUGAGUCCCCGGUUGAUGAAUGUUGCUCUAUCAUGGCGUGCUCAAACGGAGAGAUGAAACCGACAACAUUAGAAAUCUGUCGAUACGGUAAUGAGACGUACCACAUCGGCGCUAAGUGGAACAUCGGCUGCGAACAGACCUGCACCUGCGAGAGAAACUCUGUCGUCACGUGUAAGCCAAGGUGCAAUCGCGUAGCGCAAUCGGAGAGGUGCAUCAACGUGCAAGACCCUAAUGACGCGUGUUGCGAAAUACAAAUAUGCGAUGUUUCUCAAGAUGUGCACGAAGAACCCAUGGAAAAUGUCACGGCUUCGUCUCCUCGGACACAAUCUCUACAAGACGAAAAUUCUCACAAAUCCACGAUACGGCCUCUGGUCUUAAGCGAACCGAUUGGAUCUAUCAAGGUCCUCCAAAACAAUAGCGUUCAAGUGAAUCUAAUCCAUCCGAAUAACACAGUGGAUCCAAUCCAUCUACUUCUAAGUAACGAUGGUGGGGAGACAUACAAAGAUGUUGAGUUGAGGUACAAGAACUUAAUAUUGAACUUAGAAGGCGGUCACGAUUACAUAUUAAAAACUAAAGAAACCGGAACAAAGUUCAAUUUCACGAUAACGGCAUCUGAAGCUGGUAAUGAGGUACCGAUUCAAGAGUCUAAUGACGCGAAAGUAGGUUGCUAUCAUGACGGCCAAUUUUACGAUAUUGGUGACGAAUUUCACAUAGGAUGCACUGAGUUAUGCGAAUGUACUGGACAAGAUACUAGAGAAUGUGCUCCGCUGGUCUGUCCAAACCACGUUGGGUUAGAGUUGGUGUCUAAAGGCUGUGUCAAAUGGGCGCCGAACCCACCACCCCAACCACCAAACUGCUGCCCUCGUAAUGCAAGAUGCUUGAGCGACGGAACGUGUCAUUUCAAGGGUGUUGCUAUUCCUAAUUGGAGCGAGGUCCCACUCUCGUUAACUGGUUGCGAGCAACAUUGCUUCUGUGAGAAUGGCGAGCUGGACUGCCAAGAAGCUUGCAAUCCUUUACCGCCUCUGCCUCCUCAGACUUUACGAUGUCCACCGAUGCAUCGCCCAGCACCUGUCAACAUAUCCGAUGAGGACUGCUGCAAGGAGUGGGGAUGUGUUCCACAUGCUGGCAACAUGAAUACAUCGACUUUUCAGAAACAUAAAACAACAUCCAUUUCAUCCAAAAUGAACUUGGUUACGCCAAUAAUACUGACAACUCCAUCUUUCGUGUUACCAAUGCCGUCGUACACGACGGAAGCUAUGAACUUCAAAAAGUUCCAUUCGGGAAAUUUAGACUUUUUUAAACACUUGCGUCCUGUUAAGACGAGUAUACCGAAGUAUUUGAAGUCUUUAGUACCGGCUAUACCUAAUUAUUCUAAUAAAGAAUUAGAUGACCAUAUCUCUCAAGAGAAGACGAAUAUAACAGUAUUUACACCUUACGAUAUUUCAUCUCCAUUUAAAACGAUAAACCCUGAUUUAGUACUUAACAAUGAAGUAGACCAAAAUCGAUUAAAGACUUCACAGGUUACUAGUACGAAAUUAUUACAUUCGGCAAAAGUAGUCGCCUCUCACGACCGUAGUUCUGCUCGAAAAGAAAAACAAAAGAAAGAUGAUAUAACUCAUGGAGAUACUAACAAAAGAAAUCAGUAUAAAAUUAUUAAUGAUAAUCAAAAUACUGCAAGAGAUGAAAAACAUAUUAAUUUUUUCAUACCAGCAUACGAUAGAAAUUUCGCUAUCGAUGAUAAGUCAAAUAAUAUAAUGUCUAGUCCAGAUCCAAAAAAAACACUCUUUGAGUCCAUAAAUGCGACACAAAUUGACAUCCCAAUCGAUCAUAACUCUCCUCCGAAUGAAAGUAUAAUAGACCACGUCGCGCAAAAUAAUCAAGGUAAACACGUGACAGUUUUGCGGACCAAAGAUUUGCAGGCAAUUAAAUCAAACUCGGUACAGACUCCGUGGAAACCGGAAAUCAAGCAUUUGUUACUUAAAGCUCCUAAUCCCUACGAGACAGUCUUACUUCGGCCGAUUCCCAAUACCCGGUUACUUUCCGCUUCGAACGGUCCAAUACUUCCAAAACUUGGCAGUAAAUACUCCACUUUAGACCUUGAAAAUAUACUUAGCCAGAUGGAAAUUGAGACUGAUGUCAACAGAAACCUCGGAAGAUCGGCUGAAAAGAAUCGAGCUAUCGCGGCAGGCCAGUUUCCACCGGGCUUCCCAGAAGGUCACCGACCUUUACAGCCAUCGUUCCUGCCCACCAUUUCGCCGGAGGAUGUUCCAGACAAAGAUCAGAAUAAUAUUCACAGACCUAAUCCUCUCGAACCAGCUUUGGAUGGUCUACCGCCUGGGUUACAUAUACCCAGCUAUGGAGAAGAAAAUAAGAAGUUGACGGUGAUCUCUUUGCAAUCUGAUUCUCCAACCAGCAUCAAGAUGCUGUUCGGAUUACCUCCUAUCUUAGUAGGAUUAAGAGGCAGCGUGGAUUUGAGAUAUACAGAUACAGAGGACGACGAUGUUUCUCAAUGGUAUUCACAAGUUUUUGCACCAGCUGAUGAAAUCCUCACCACUCCAAGAUUAGAAUUCCGAUUGUCCGGACUGAAACCAUCAACCAUGUACAAAAUCCGAGGAAAGUUAUACCUGCACGACUUGCCUGUUGAGCCUGAAAGCAAGGUCUACACCAUCCGAACUCAAGCUUUACCCACGGACGAGCCCUCGGAAGAGAAGCGUCGAGAAGUAAAUUGCAAGUUAACUGUUGUGGAGGUGAAUGAUACAACAGCGUAUCUCAACUGGAGACAUUUCUCAGAAGAGGAACUGCAGUACAUCGAUGGAAUCCAAGUGAGAUACCGUCCUGUGGGGACGCCUAUAUACAGCAUGACAGAACUUCUUCAUCACAGCCGGUCUGCGGCAUACCUCCAAGAUCUGCGACCAGGAGUUAGAUAUGAAGCUUCGCUAGUUCUCAUCCCUCCAACUCGGUCACUCACUGAAUUGUUUGAUCCACAACAUAUCGAGUUUACAACUGCACCAUAUAUAGAUCCAUACAACUGGACAGUAACUGUGGAGGCGCGUACAGUUGGCGCAGAAGCCGCUGAACUGACCUGGCACGGAGUCCCAUCACCCGCUGAGCGCUGGGUCAGGGUCUAUAGAGCGGCGCACGCCUGUGGUGCCAACAGAAAGGAGCAUGAUGACUUCCGACUUGCGACCAGGGAUUUGCCACCUGCGAUUACGCUUAUUGGCUUGCAGUCUGAUUCAAAGUGUCGUGUUUGGCUCGAGCUGUUCUUGACAAAUGGAAAAGUGAAGACGAGCAACGUAUUAGAAAUACAUACGAAAUCAUUGGACUCACCUGAACCAGUCGACAAUGAAAUAGAGGCAUCUUCAAUAGCCGGUAGUCGGGGUGCUCCCCGGGGAGAUUACUACGGGGCGCUCGUGAUUGUAGGAGUGGUGGCCGCUCUCGGGGCACUCUCGUCUGUUCUACUUCUUCUCGUUGUCAUACGCAGGCAUCGACCGCAUUCUGUGUCUAUUACGCCUGCGCCGACAGCGCCCAGAGAGUCCUCACUUCCGCCAUAUGACAACCCAGCGUACAAACUAGAACUGCAGCAGGAAACUAUGGAUCUCUGA
Molecule: messenger RNA, 4482 nt
Organism: Leptosia nina
Lineage: Eukaryota; Metazoa; Arthropoda; Insecta; Lepidoptera; Pieridae
Source: the annotation of a GenBank genome assembly